AUGGCAACAUUCGACAUCAAGAUCAUCUCCGACACUGUCUGCCCAUGGUGCUACGUCGGCAAGAAGCGCCUUGAAGCCGGCAUCGCCCUAUACAAAGAACGUCACCCAGACUCCACCGCCACAUUCUCCACCACCUGGGCCCCAUUCUUCCUCAAUCCAGCGGCACCCAAAGAGAGCGUCGACAAGCAAGCCAUGUACGAAUCUAAAUUCGGCGUCGCCCGCGCACGCAUGAUGCAAGAGCGCCUCUCCAGUAUCGGCGCGUCCCUCGGCAUCAACUUCAAGUAUGGGGGCCGCGUGGGCAACACACGUGACUCACACCGGCUGGUGCAGCUGGGCAAGGAGAAAGGUGCAGCGGUGCAGACGCGGGUUGUGGAGGAGCUGUUUGCGGCGUACUUUGAGAACGAGAGGGAUCUCACGGAUCAUGCGGUGUUGCAGGCGGCGGGCGAGAGGGCUGGGUUGGAUGCGGAGGAGGUUAGGGCGUGGCUUGCGAGUGAUCAGGGGGGCGAGCGGGUUGAUAGGGAGGCGCGGGAGGCACGGGAAGGCGAAGAGGUGACUGGAGUGCCGUAUUUUGUGUUCCAGGGGAAGUAUGCGAUCGGAGGGGCGGAGGAGCCGGAGACGUUUGCGACACUUCUUGAGAAGGUCGCCGCUAAGGAACGUUUGUGA
This is a messenger RNA of Pseudovirgaria hyperparasitica, 663 nucleotides long. RefSeq names its product DSBA oxidoreductase. The coding region runs from base 1 to 663 and encodes 220 amino acids. Gene Ontology annotation, molecular function: oxidoreductase activity. The record is from RefSeq and is a predicted model, not a curated record. The transcript is spliced from 2 exons. NCBI's taxonomy places the organism in Eukaryota, Fungi, Ascomycota, Dothideomycetes, Acrospermales, Acrospermaceae.